AUGAGUAGCAAUAGUAAAAAGAACUCUUCAAAACCAGAAGAGGAAUACGAGGAUGUUGGAUAUUUUUGUGGCUGUUUUAGAAAGAAGAGUAAGAUGGAGCCGAGUAAAACCAUGCAAAUUUCUAAGGUUCGGCACUCCAUGAAUAGAUCUGAUUUGGAUGGGAGUAAACAUUAUGCUUCUUCUUAAUUGAACUUAUUAAAUUCAACUAAUUCAGAAUCCCAAAGAAAAGUAAGUGUUGCAUCUCCAAUAGUUAGUAGUUUUGCAAUCACAACUUUUGAAAACAAUUAUUUGCAAAAUUAGUUAUUCUUGCUAAGAAAUAAUUAAAGUGGAGAAUCUAUAUUUGCCAAGAUAACUCAAAUUGAUUUGCAAUCAAAGAAAAUGCAAAAUUCAGAUUUGAAAAAAUCAAGACUUUUUGAACAGAAAAAUGACACUGAAUAAAUUCUAAAUACCAAAUUUCCAGAAUUGACUUCCAAAUACAUUGCCUCCAGAAUAAAGGAAUAAAUCACGACAUUGGCAGAGUAUGGUUGCGGAAAUGGUGAAAAUACAGUUCAAUUUACAAAAUACUUAGACUUUGUAAUUGCUAUUGAUAAAAACACUAAUGCUUGUUUGUAGACCAAAUUAAAUUGCGAUCAGACUACCUUUAGUCAAGAUUUACCAAAUCCAAAAGUGGAAAUAAUUAAUGCGGACAUUUUCAAAUUAAAAAAGAAUCUUCCAUUUGAUAGCAUAUUCAUCAAUCCGACCAUCAACAAUGAUCAACCUAUCUGCAAAGAUAUCUUGAAAGAAUGUAGUCCGAAUCUUAAGGAGUUAUUAAACCUAAUAUCAGAUCAAAUAGAAAAUCUGAUCAUUCAAUUCCCAGCCUAAAUCGAUUACUCCUAAUUGCCCCUACUCUUGAAUAUAAACUAACAAUAUAGAAAUAACAAUAAAUAGCAAUCUUUCAUUGCUCAUUGCUCAUUAGAAAUUGAAAAAAUUUACAUCUAAGGCAAACACAUAUACAAUAUUGUGUAUUAUGGAAAAGUAGCUAACAUUUCAAGGGAUGAACUCAAAUAAUUAUUAACUAUGUAGAUGUCCAAUUCAGAAAUAAACAAGGAAGGAUUUAAUAAGGUCGUGGCUAAAUUAAAUGACAAAAUUGGCAGCUUAGACCUUAUAUAUGAAUUAUUACAAGCACAAAGUUAUAAAUAUAGUUUUGACUAAUUUCUAAUAGCUGUUUGUGAAAAAUAUAAGUUGGAUUAUAAUGAUUAUGCGUUUAUGUUAUAUCAGAAGCUAUCAAAAGAUUAUUCAUAAAAUACCUUCAAUUGUAAAUUAAGAGACUCAAACAAUGGCAUUCAGGAAUCACAGGAAUUUGGCUUUAGUCCAAAGUUUUCCUAUAGUUUGAAUGGGUUGUCAUAGAAAGAAGAGGAUUGCAUAGCAGAAAGCUCAGAUAACCUAGAUUUGAUCGGACUUAGUAACGGAAAAGCAAAUUAAUGUAAAUGA
This is a messenger RNA of Paramecium tetraurelia, 1470 nucleotides long. RefSeq lists its product as uncharacterized. The transcript has 4 exons. NCBI's taxonomy places the organism in Eukaryota, Ciliophora, Oligohymenophorea, Peniculida, Parameciidae. The record is from RefSeq and is a predicted model, not a curated record. Gene Ontology annotation, biological process: 7-methylguanosine cap hypermethylation. Gene Ontology annotation, molecular function: RNA cap trimethylguanosine synthase activity. Gene Ontology annotation, cellular component: nucleus.